UUGGUGCGUAAGGUAGGCAGCGCCCAACCGCACGUCGGUGGCAGGCAUCUGCGGCGAUACACAGGCAGGGUUAGCCCGCAUAUGCUACCCGUCUUAUGUCCAUCGCGACUUCAUAGACGUCUUCUCCCCGCUUCCCAGGAAGCACACGUCUGUACACGAUGUUCACCUUAUUCGACUUCUGCGCAUCUCUCGCCGCCCUCUUGGCGAGUGUCGCUCUCCUCGCCUACAGCUAUCCGAACAGAUGCAUCGGCACAGUGGAUCGACCCGACCUGCCAGGCCCGCGAGGUUUACCGCUGAUAGGAAACUUGCUGCUCGUCUUCCAGAACCGCAAUGGCAUGCUCAAGUUCUUGGACAACAUGGAAGCGACGUACGGCCCGCUGUUCACAUUCACGCUCCCGAGCUUGGGUCGCAAUAUCGUCAUCAAUAGGCCGGAAUGGCUGGAGCACAUGCGCAAGGGUGAUACGACCAUAUACGCCAAAGGCAAGGUCGUGCGAGAUGUUUUCAGUCAAUUCGCCGGGACAACCACGCCCAUAUCCACGGACGGGUCCGCCUGGAAGGAUGCUCGCAGAUUGGUGCAACCCAUAUUUGCCGCAAAAGCAGUCAAUACUCACGCCUCCAAGGCGAUGUGCGAGAUAGUUCCGACAGUCAGAACCUUGCUGAGAGCGGCGUGCCGCCAGAAUGUGGCUGUUGAUUGGAAAGAUCUCUCUGGACGACUGGCCUUAGGCAUCUUCUGCAAGAUGGCGUUCGAUGUGUCGACAGAUAUGCUCACCACUGAGCUGUCGUGUUUGAAGCUCACAAACGUCUUAUCGGACACGCUGACCACUCUGGGCGUGAUAACAGCCGACCGCCUAUUCAAUCCGGCUUGGAGAAUCACCGAACGGUUCGAUGGUACGCGGAGUCGGUUCGACGCAGCAAAAGCUCGAUUAUCCGCCAUCGUGGACGAUCUCAUCCGUGACCGCUCUCACCCUGGCGGCUUCGACGCGGAGGAGAGUACGGAUUAUCUCACAGCCCUGUUAGCGAGCACGGCGGAGCAAGAUCUAUCGUCGACACGCGAUACGCUGAUGACCUUGUUCUUCGCCGGACGAGAUAGCACGCAGAACGUCAUUUUGUGGGCUCUGUACGAACUCACACGCAGCCCGGGUUGGAUCUCACUCAUGAGGGAAGAGGUGGCAUCGCGGCCGCCCAAAGGCGCGGAAGGCAUCAUAACAUUCGGCGAACUGCAGGCUCCUCACGUUCAGAACUACCCGAUCCACCUGGCCGUUUUCUUCGAGACGCUCCGCCUCUGGCCUGGCCUGCCCAAGAAUGCACGUCUCGCUACAGAGGACGAUGUACUACCCGCGAUCCCCGAGAAGGGCCUGCCCGCGGUGAGAGUGAACAAGGGUGACUUCCUGCUCUGGUCGGAUAUGGCGAUGAUGCGUAACGAGGAUGUAUGGGGUCCCGAUGCAAAGGAAUUCAAUCCGCGUCGCCAUCUAGGCGAAGACGGCCGCUUCGUGAAACCCGACACUCCCCGCUUCCACAGUUUCGGGAGUGGGCCGAGGGCGUGCCCCGCCAUGCAACUCAUGACAUACGAGUUUACCGCCAUCUUUGCGGGACUUCUCUGUGACUUUGAUUUCAUACCUGUUCAUCCUGGUGUGAGGAAGUCCAUCGAUGCGCUCGCGCCAUUCAUGGAUGGUCCGUUCAUGGUUGAGGUCCACGACAAGGUCGUUCAGUAGAUGAAACGCGUGCCGUUCACUAGUGCAUUGAUUGCGUUGUCAGGUGUGUUGGUAUGUACAUACAGUGUCAACGUAUAGCAGAUGACAGACUUCAACAGGUAGCACCGCUGCAUAUUCUUGGAACUUCCGAGGCUCAGAGGAUGGAGGCGACAGACCCGCAUGGGGGAUACAGUAGGUUCAUCCGAUCUUGUGACCCCGUCGUGGGGUGUAUGCAAGCUAUUGGUUCGAAACGUACCCUGGAUGGAAGUAUGCACGCGGUUGGAGUGCUGUGGUAGCGUCGGCGUCUGUGCGCCGAGUCAGUGCUGUCUGUA
Molecule: messenger RNA, 2023 nt
Organism: Fomitopsis serialis
Lineage: Eukaryota; Fungi; Basidiomycota; Agaricomycetes; Polyporales; Fomitopsidaceae
Product: cytochrome P450
Exons: 10
Coding region: 159-1712 (517 amino acids)
Molecular function (GO): iron ion binding; oxidoreductase activity, acting on paired donors, with incorporation or reduction of molecular oxygen; monooxygenase activity
Source: RefSeq, a predicted model, not a curated record